AUGGGGUGCGGGAGGCAUCUGGGCCCAAGGUGGACACGUGAUCCUAGGGCGGAACACAAAUGGCCCGUGCCGAGCCGGCACGAGGCAGAGCGAUUCCUCUUGCGCCGACGUGGGAGGGAUCGUGUGGCGACCUCCGUCCAGCUGCUUAUAACACGGGCGCGCCAGACGGAAAGGGCAAAGCCGCACGUGUUCUGCCCAGAUACGACGGCGCAGGCGGAUCCGCGGGUGGAACCACAGCACGAGCGAUCAGCCGACGUGCCAUCAGGGCGGCUGGGCAUGCAGCCCGGGAGCCAGGGAGACCGGCGUAAAGCGACGGCUCCGGCUCGGCCAAUGUACCCCCGGUCCCAGGAGCAAUCCCCGCGACGACUGCAAGCAUCGCCCGCAAAGCGUCCCACGUCGUGCUCCAGUCGCUGCAGCCGCUGCGCAUCGUGGAGCUACCAGAGGGAUGAAAAUCCAGUCCCCCACAGAGACGCCAAUGUUGACAAGGCAAUCGAGAGCUACGCCAAGCAGAUGCUCGUGAGGGGCAACAGGGUCGUCAUGGACUGCGAAGAGGCGACUGCGUGUCCGGAAAUGGGCAUGAUGAGCCGUGACUUCGGCUCCGUGCACUGGCAGCAGCUGAAAUCCCGCCCCCCGAGGCCGUAUCCUUCGGAGCCACAAUGUCGGCUCCCAGUCCGAGAUGGGGGCUUUGCUGUCGGCGUUGCCCAUAAGCAGGCUAAUUAA
This is a messenger RNA of Gaeumannomyces tritici R3-111a-1, 720 nucleotides long. RefSeq lists its product as hypothetical. The record is from RefSeq and is a predicted model, not a curated record. NCBI's taxonomy places the organism in Eukaryota, Fungi, Ascomycota, Sordariomycetes, Magnaporthales, Magnaporthaceae. The transcript is spliced from 2 exons. Bases 1 to 720 code for a protein of 239 amino acids.